AUGCAUAUGGUUCUUCAAGCUCUUCAUGAUUGCACUCCCAAAUAUCGAUUUGAGUAUUUUUGCAGAGAAGUUGGGGUCAAUCACGAAAAGAAUGAAGGAGGAAUGACCUUUACAAACUUUAAUGGUCUGUCCGGUGAGAUCGAGACAACACUUACAGCCCCUCCUUAUAAAGUCUAUCGUGUAAAUCGAAAGCGUUUUAGGAAAUGGCUUUUGCAAGACGUGCAAGAUUUGGUGCACUGGAACAAGAAAGUAAGUCGUUAUGAAGAGCACGCAGAUGGUGUAAAAGUCUUUUUCGCGGAUGGAACACACGCCGAAGGUGAUCUACUUGUGGCUACAAAUGGUAACAUGUCAACUGUAGCUCGUCAAUUACUUGGUGAAGAAAUGUUUCAAAGUAUGACUCGUAUUCAUGGUGUACGUGGUUAUGGCUGUAGCCGUUGGAUAUCAGAAGAAGAAUGGAAUGCUCUUGCACCGGAAGGCACCGUGUCUGGAAUCAUACAUGGACGUAUGCCUGCAGAUGCUGGGGAUGAUGGAUUCUCCAAGCCAGCUCUCAUCUUUUACUGUUUAAACAAGGUUGAUCGUAGCUGA
Molecule: messenger RNA, 585 nt
Organism: Rhizopus microsporus ATCC 52813
Lineage: Eukaryota; Fungi; Mucoromycota; Mucoromycetes; Mucorales; Rhizopodaceae
Exons: 1
Coding region: 1-585 (194 amino acids)
Source: RefSeq, a predicted model, not a curated record